This is a messenger RNA of Empidonax traillii (willow flycatcher), 2526 nucleotides long. RefSeq names its product myogenesis-regulating glycosidase-like. NCBI's taxonomy places the organism in Eukaryota, Metazoa, Chordata, Aves, Passeriformes, Tyrannidae. The coding region runs from base 139 to 2229 and encodes 696 amino acids. The record is from RefSeq and is a predicted model, not a curated record. Gene Ontology annotation, biological process: skeletal muscle fiber development; carbohydrate metabolic process. Gene Ontology annotation, molecular function: hydrolase activity, hydrolyzing O-glycosyl compounds. The transcript is spliced from 2 exons.
GUUUCAUGAAAUAACAUUGCAGAUGUGAGUGGUCAAGCUUUGGAAAGGAGGCUUUGAACACCUGCAUGCAUCAUCCUGGAUUUUCUGUCCACCGGUGGGAGUGAUAGAAUUCAGCAGCAAAGUUUCUGCAAAGCAAUCAUGGACAGUGGGGUUACUCACCGCCUGGGAAAACUUGGAAAUGCCCCAAAGGGUACUGCCAAAGAAAGGCCUGAAAAUGUCACACCUGUGAAGCAGAAGCCCUCCAAGGAGCUGAGGCCCAUGCUCGGGGCCAUCUUGCUGGGCCUCAUGCUGUUCAUCGCCGCAGUGGUGGCCUGGUGCUACUACACGGUGUCCCUGCGGAAGGCGGAGCGGCUCAAGACGGAGCUGAUGGACCUGCGGGCGGACGGCUUCGUCAUCAGGAACCAGCACGGGGAGGUGGUGUUCCGGCUGGCCUUCCGCUCGGGCAGCCUGGACCUGGAGUCGUGCUCCAAGGAGGGCGAGAUCCUGAGCUGCACGCGGUCCAGCCGGGGGCCGCUCAACUUCUUCAUCCAGACGGUGAAGCCCAAGGACACGGUGAUGUGCUACCGCGUGCGCUGGGAGGAGCUGGCGGCCGGCCCGGCGGUGGAGCACACCAUGUUCUGGGAGGACGCCCACUGGUACGGGGGCUCGGAGAUGAGCACCCAGCACUGGCCCAUCCGCCUGGCCGGCUACCAGGAGCCCGUGCCCUACGUGACCAGCGACGUCUACUCCUUCCGCGACAGCUUCGGCGGCAUCCUGGAGCGCUACUGGCUCUCCUCCAAGGCGGCGGCCAUCAAGAUCAACGACUCCGUGCCCUUCCACCUGGGCUUCAACGCCACCCAGCGCGCCCUCUUCUUCCAGGCCCGCUACAAGGACUCUCCCUACAAGCCCCCGCCGGGGCAGCCGCCCUUCCCCGAGCUCAGCUACCGCGUCUGCCUGGGCUCCGACGUCACCUCCAUCCACAAGUACAUGGUGCGCAGGUACUUCAACAAGCCCUCCAAGAUCCCCGCCGAGAAUGCCUUCCGAUACCCCAUCUGGUCCACCUGGGCACUCUACAAGAAAGAUAUAAACCAGGAUAAAAUUCUGCAGUUUGCGAGAAACAUUAAGAAGUACCGUUUUAAUUGCAGCCACAUAGAGAUUGAUGACAUGUACACCCAAGCCUAUGGGGACUUUGACUUUGACCCUGUCAAGUUCCCCAAUGUGACAGAGAUGUUUGCAAAACUGAGGGAAGAUGGCUUCAAGGUCACUCUGUGGACUCACCCUUUCAUAAACUACAAUUCCUCCAAUUUUGGUGUGGGGAUUGAGCGUCAGCUGUUCAUCAAGGAGCCGUCGGGGCGGCUGCCGGCCAUGGUGGAGUGGUGGAACGGCAUUGGGGCCAUCCUGGACUUCACCAACCCAGCAGCCCGGGACUGGUUCCAGAGCCACCUGCGCCAGCUCCGGCACAAGUACGGCAUCUCGUCCUUCAAGUUUGAUGCGGGCGAGACCAGCUACCUGCCCAAGCAGUUCAGCACCUUCCGCCCGCUCUCGGACCCCAGCAUCUGGUCCCGGCGCUACACGGAGAUGGCCAUCCCCUUCUACGAGCUGGCCGAGGUGCGGGUGGGCUACCAAUCCCAGAACAUCUCCUGCUUCUUCCGCAUCAUCGACCGCGACUCCGUCUGGGGCUACGAGCUCGGCCUCAAGUCCCUCAUCCCCACAGUGCUCACCAUCAGCAUGCUGGGGUACCCAUUUGUACUGCCAGAUAUGAUUGGAGGGAACUUCCUCCCCAACAAGACAGAGGGGGCAGAGGAGAUCCCCGACCGGGAGCUGUACGUGCGGUGGCUGGAGCUGUCGGCCUUCAUGCCCUCCAUGCAGUUCUCCAUCCCGCCCUGGCUCUACGACAAGGAGGUGGUGGAGAUCGCCCAGAAGUUCACGGAGCUCCACGAGUCGCUGGUGGCCCCGCUGCUGCUGGAGCUGGCCGGGGAGGUCACCGACACAGGCGACCCCAUCAUCCGGCCCAUCUGGUGGAUCUCGCCUCGCGACAAGGCCACUCACAGGAUCGACUCCCAGUUCCUCAUCGGGGACACCCUCAUGGUGGCCCCUGUCCUAGAGAUGGGCAAGCAGGAGCGGGAUGUCUACCUGCCGGCGGGCAAGUGGCGCAGCUACAAGGGGGAGCUGUUUGAGAAGACGCCAGUGCUGCUCACUGACUAUCCCGUUGACCUGGAUGAAGUUGCCUAUUUCCUCUGGGUAUCCUAACAUGGUCCUCAUCAGUGUGCAAUGGACUCAGUGAUUGAUUAACCAACAGCUUUAAUGACCUGGGACUUUGUAUAUUUUUUUAUGUAGAAGUACUUCCUUAUGAAAUUUGAAGAUAACACUGAGACUUCUGUUUUUUGUGGCAAGUGGUGCUCAAUAACUAAUUAAUAUUUGUUGGAUGGGUGUCUUUGUUAUUGCAGUGUGACAAGUGCAAUGUACAGAAACACAGUCUCUGCUCAUAAUCUUUUCCCACCAAGAAAUGCCAUGCACGUUUCUUGUUUAUAAAGGAAAUUACAUGGA